GGAUGACAUGGGCCUAAAUGAAGAUGAUGUUCUGGGAGAAGAGCCAGAGGACCUCACGAAAGAGGAUGCCAUCACUGAGGAUAAUGACAAGAAACCCAUAGUGUCUGAGGAGACGGCUGAAAAGAAAGUGGUAAAAAUCACACCCCCAGCGUCUGUGGAUGAGAGGGUACAGAAAAGAGCAGAACGCUUCAAUGUCCCUGCGUCAGCUGAUGGCAAGAAGGCCAUACGUGCUGCCCGGUUUGGUUUGCCCGCUGCUGCACCCCCAACUUCCACCCCAGGUGUUACUGUGAAUAAGUCCACUGUGAGUAAUCCAAAUAUGUGA
This is a messenger RNA of Salvelinus namaycush (lake trout), 322 nucleotides long. RefSeq names its product SAP domain-containing ribonucleoprotein-like. The coding region runs from base 8 to 322 and encodes 104 amino acids. Lineage: Eukaryota; Metazoa; Chordata; Actinopteri; Salmoniformes; Salmonidae. The record is from RefSeq and is a predicted model, not a curated record. Gene Ontology annotation, biological process: poly(A)+ mRNA export from nucleus. Gene Ontology annotation, cellular component: nucleus. The transcript is spliced from 6 exons.